AUGGAGGAUAAGAGAAAGCUAUUAGACCAGCCACUUCAUGGUAUAUACAUUCCGAUUGGGCUUCUUCUUUUCGGUACGUGGCUUUUUAGUUGGUCGUACAUGCCUUAUACCAUUGCAUUUAUUGUUGUGAUUGUUUCUAUCAAGUACUACUCAGCGCUCCAGCGCCGCCUGUCGAUCGAUAAGAAUGUUUGGCGUGACUUUGAACUUAUUGACCGUACACUCAUUGCACCAAUGACCUCGAUAUACCGUUUCAAACUCAAUAGAGAAGACGAGGUUCUUGACUGCCCCACCGGUCACCAUCUUGCAUGUUGCUUUACAAUUGAUGGCAAAGACGAGGUUAGAUUCUACUCUCCUAUCCUGAACCAAUUUGAUAUGGGUUUCUUUGAUAUUUUGGUCAAACAUUAUGAGAAUGGGAAAGUUACUAGGAAAUUGGCACAAUUGCCCGUUGGUCAAACUGUUAAAUUUAGAGGUUUUGUUGGUAAAUUGGACUAUAAACCAAACAUGGCAAAAGAAAUUGGACUCAUUGCUGGUGGUACUGGUAUAACACCAAUUUUGCAAGUGAUUACCCGCGUGAUUACAAAUGCCGAUGACAAUACCAAGAUUAAAUUGAUUUUCGGAAAUGAGACUGAGAAGGAUAUUUUGUUAAAGAAUGAAAUUGAUGAGAUUGCAAGCAAAUACGACAACUUUGAUGUGCACUAUACUGUUACUUAUCCAGAGUCUGGAUGGGUUGAAGAAGGUAAAGGCAGUAAAGGCUACGUCAACAAGGAGAUGAUUGAGAAAUAUGCUCCAUCAGUAGACGAUGAAAAUAUGUUAUUCAUUUGUGGACCACCCGAGAUGAAGCGCAGCUUGUUUGAAUUGACUCAAGAAAUGGGAUGGAAAAAAGAAAAUAUCUUUUGUUUUUAA
Lodderomyces elongisporus is the source of this 903-nucleotide messenger RNA. RefSeq names its product cytochrome-b5 reductase. Bases 1 to 903 code for a protein of 300 amino acids. Lineage: Eukaryota; Fungi; Ascomycota; Pichiomycetes; Serinales; Debaryomycetaceae. The transcript has a single exon. Gene Ontology annotation, cellular component: endoplasmic reticulum; plasma membrane. The record is from RefSeq and is a predicted model, not a curated record. Gene Ontology annotation, molecular function: oxidoreductase activity.